AUUUAACACGAGUCAGGACAACAUGAACCCCGGUAUUUUGCGUAGUAUCGCGAGAGGAGAGCAAACCCCCUCCCCUCUCCUCCCCUCAACGCUGUGCGUCGGGGUGUUCGCCUGAUGUCAUUUGGGCAGAAAGGGAGGCUGAGCUAACGGUGGUCACACUGGUGGGAAGCAAAACAAUAACGUUACCGCUUCACCGUCUACACCGGGACGUCUCUGUGGGAUUUAAAUACGUAGUCUUAACCCCCACCUUUCUCCCCCCCCCUCCGGGGUCCGAAGAAAAAUAAGAAGAGGGGGACGAUGCGAAGCUAACGGACCUAAAGUACCAGAUGCUAUUCCAGCGGAGAAGGAGAACGGGCUCCAGUAAGCAAGAGCGGGUGAUGGGUUCUCGCUCCCCGGACGGCUAACGCGAGACGUUUCAUCCAGGAACAGCGAAGAGGGAACCCGCUCGGCUUCCUCUCCGACCUCCGUGUGCGUGACGUUGCUGCGGGAAAUGCUAGCGCAGCCGCUGGGCCGCAGCUCGGCGCCGCGAGCGCCCGACUCCGGGAGCUGAGCUUAGCUAGCUGCCCGCUAGCCGCGUCUGUGCCCGAUGCUGCUGCCGCUGCUAAACGGAUCCGAAGGGCGACACCAGCGGGGUUCAGGGCCCCGGUGCUGAGCGAGCUAUCGAUUCCUCCUUCCUGGACCGGAGCGAAGGCGUUUGAGAUGUGACGCUCGUGCGCGUCGUAUUUGUCGUAUUUUAUUUUACGUUUUUUUUUUUUUUUUGGUUGCUGGAUGCUCGCACUUGCUUGAGGUAAAAGGAGCUAACGUUGCUGCAGGAUGCCCAGCAGAACCACAACAGCGGGCUGUUCCUGUUGAAGGGGGCGAGGUUAGACUGAUAGCAGCCCCCCUCCCCGCCCCCCCCCCCCCCCCCCACACACACACACACUCACUCACACCCCUGCGUCUUUCCACGCUCGGGGGGUCCCUUUUGGACAACGACACUUUCCCACGUCGGUCACCGCUUCCUCAGCCGGCGAUAUGGAUAAACUGACGAUCAUUUCAGGGUGCCUGUUUCUGGCUGCAGAUAUCUUUGCGAUAGCCAGCAUUGCAAACCCAGACUGGAUCAACACGGGCGAAUCGGCAGGUGCCCUCACGGUCGGACUGGUCCGGCAGUGUCAGACCAUCCACGGACGAGACCGGACCUGCAUUCCACCUCGGCUGCCCCCAGAGUGGGUCACCACACUUUUCUUCAUCAUCAUGGGCAUCAUCUCCCUCACUGUCACCUGUGGACUACUCGUGGCGUCGCACUGGCGCAGAGAAGCCACCAAAUACGCUCGCUGGAUCGCCUUCACCGGCAUGAUCCUGUUCUGCAUGGCGGCGCUCAUCUUCCCCAUAGGCUUCUAUAUCAACGAGGUGGGAGGCCAGCCGUACAAGCUGCCCAACAACACGGUGGUGGGCUCCUCCUACGUCCUCUUCGUGCUCUCCAUCUUCUUCACCAUAGUGGGACUUCUGUUCGCGGGCAAAGUCUGCCUCCCGGGCUGAGGGCCCGACCCCCGCCCGCCUCCGGGCCGACGCGAAAGGGCCCAAGUUUGAGGACUUUCAACAACAACAACAACAAAAGAAAAAACACACAACAAUGGCUGAAAAUCAAAAUCAACAAACUGCAGGCUGGGAAGCCUGAAACGGGAGGAGUCUUUGAUCUUGUGUGAUAAAAAUAAAUGAACUAAACACUUAAAGAGAGACGUGGACUGCAAGGAGGACGGAGGUGAACCUUCCAGCGUCGUAUUCCAUAUAUGGCCGACUCUGUUGUUUUUCGGAAACGGGUGCUUUAACGUGCUGCUGUCAUGGCAACUGCCCGGCGCACAUUGCUUGAGGACGUCUCUUCAGAGCUGGCACCCGGCCGCACCGCCCUCAGCACCCAUCGGCGCCGUCGCCACUGCUCUUGUUGCUAUUUUUGGCUUCUAUCAGCAAUUUCAGUCGUGUGUGUUUUGUUCUACUUCUUUUUGUUGUUGUAGAUUUUGUGUUCUUUUAUUUGUUUGGUUCCCUUCCUAUCCCUCGCUGCCUCUUUCACUGAAGCGAGAGUACCUGGUUGUUUUUCUGCCAGCUCGGCUUUUAGAGAAGGAUUUCCUCUGGCUGGUCACUUUGCGCAGUCUCCCCCCCCCUCCCCCCCCCCCCCCUCCCCCCAGCUGUGUGGCUUGGGUGUGAGCAGCUAUGAGCACAGCUGUCAUCGGGCCCGCUCACGUGGCGCCGAGGACGAGAGGAAGGUUGCAGGUGUGGCCGCCUCUUGGUGUCCGUCCGGCUGCAGCUAAGCAACAGGCAGCAGAACAGGAGGUUGGGUACCAUGAAGGAGAAUGCCACUCAAUGUAAGGCCGCGCAUAUAUGUCCUUUCUAUGGACCGCAACGGAGUUCUCGGGAGGAUUAUUUUGCUAAGCUAGACGCAUAACGCUGAUACACAUCUUUUGCCAAGAAACUAGGAGACUGUGAAUCUAUUAACAAUCAUCCGAACAUAAAUACACUUUAUUUGUGGUGAUAUUCCUGCUAUGUGCAGCCACAAACCCAGUGGCUUUUUGAAAGGUGUUAACAUUUCUGAGGGGUCGAGAUAGAUCCGUAGCAGCGAUUCUAGCAGACAGUAUUGAGAUUUUAUGAAUGGAAACUGAAAAUGGGUGGUAUUCUCCUUUUUAAUGUUGAAACGAGGCAGGCGCUUUUUCCCUGCCUUUCCUUUUAUUUUGGUCUUUGUUUUAGUGCAACAGUGGCAGCGGAGGGACUGCAGGUCAGGUCCGUGCACGGGGCUGAGCCUCAGUGUGCUGCGCUUGUUAAUGAUGAACACACACACACACACUUAAAGCCACCACACCGUCCGUCUUCACCGCGUAGAUUCACAUAGUGGGGUUGCAACUAGCAAUUAUUUUCCUUUCAAGGUUUUAACUUUGAAAACACACUGCAUUAAAGUGCAGAUCAGGGUGACCCUCCAAAGUAGCACGUGACUCGUAUUCAGUCUGCGCCAUCAAGAUAGUUAUUAAGGUUAUUUCUGGUCUAGGGCUCAUGCUAAGCUUUGAAACUUCAAGUCGCAUAAUUCAAGGCUUUAAAGGUGUAAACAGGGCGUAUGAUAUUGCCAUGGAGACAGUGGGUUAUGCUUUGUAACACCGCCAGAGCCUAGUUUUUUCUCUCUUUUUUUUCCCAAUUAAUCCAACGUGUGAAAAAUUGGCACCGAUAGUCAUGUCAAGAUUUGAUUUUCUUUUUUUUUUUGUAAAAUCCCCAGAGAUACAGAAAACCAUUACUGGAUUUUAUUGAUACUGAAGAACCUAAAACAUGGACACCUUUUUACGUUUUUUAAUUGUAUUUUUUUUAGAGAUUAAGCAGAAUUAUGGAUGUUUACUGACAAACAUCCGUGGUGGUUCUUAAAGUCUACAAAAAGCGCAAAAUUCUGUACACAUUCACCUCAUUUUUCAUUUUCACAAUUAUUCCAAAUACUAUCAGAAAAUCCCUUUCAUUGCUAGAACGAGUUAAUUCUGCAGUUGAUCUUAACGGUGAUCGUGUGUGUGUGUGUGUGCGCGCGUGUGCGUGCGUGCGUGUGUGUGUCGGAUCAAUGGCAAAGCUCUGUUGCCAAAUCUUAAGUUGUGUUUUUUUUUUUUUUUUUUUUUUCCUGCUCCGCUUUUCUUCCUCUAGGUCCGAUGGAUAACGCUGACUCAACGCUCUGCAGUGCUCUCCCUGUGUUGGCUCAGUAUUGUGCCAUGACCUGUUUUUGUUUAAUAAUGUACAGACGCACACACACACAAAAGGCAGGCUGUAUUAGGAAGCACUGUGCAUUCAGCAGUAUAGGUAACAGAAAUAGAAGCACCACAAAUGUAUAAAAAAGAGAACUUCUUACCUCAUCGUUUUUGUUUCUGCUAUUAUUUUCUAAUGUUGGCAACGUGUGCCCUCUAAUUUGUCUCUUGCCUUGAUCGGAUGUCUUCACAUAAAGCCUAUGAUUAUAGGAAAUUAUUUAUCACUGAAUAAAAAUAGAAAAAAAUAUGUGUGUGUGUGUGACUUGAGUCUUUAUGAUUGAAGCUUGAAUCUAAUGAGUAGAUGAGAUGAUAUGCAGACUAUUGACCUCUAAAUCCAAAUGCUACUUUAGAAGCCUGUGACUCAAACGUCCGUCUCCUUAAUUCAUUAAAUCCGAGAAAACACAAACGCUUCAAGGGCAGCUACCCAGGAUGCAUCAGUGGAAGGGCUAUGAUUGUUUCCUGAGUGCAUCUGUUUAAAGCGGUUUAGUGUCCUUGAAAUCUAUUUUUAGAAUAAUAGCG
This is a messenger RNA of Pungitius pungitius (ninespine stickleback), 4259 nucleotides long. RefSeq names its product modulator of smoothened a (gene mosmoa). Gene Ontology annotation, cellular component: Golgi apparatus; ciliary membrane. The record is from RefSeq and is a predicted model, not a curated record. Gene Ontology annotation, biological process: negative regulation of smoothened signaling pathway. Lineage: Eukaryota; Metazoa; Chordata; Actinopteri; Perciformes; Gasterosteidae. The transcript is spliced from 3 exons. The coding region runs from base 1015 to 1518 and encodes 167 amino acids.